Raphanus sativus (radish) is the source of this 431-nucleotide messenger RNA. RefSeq lists its product as uncharacterized. The record is from RefSeq and is a predicted model, not a curated record. The transcript has a single exon. The coding region runs from base 1 to 264 and encodes 87 amino acids. Lineage: Eukaryota; Viridiplantae; Streptophyta; Magnoliopsida; Brassicales; Brassicaceae.
AUGGGAGUGAUUAAGAGGUGGACGUCUCUGAAGAAGAAGCCGCAGAAAGAGGAGAUUGAAGUGACGGCGAAAGAAGCACAUACAUGGCGUCGAGUAAGGAGUAUGUUUUCAACGCCGUCUUCGUCGUUUAAGUGGAAAAGAGGUGAUAUACUGCAUACGGAGAUAGUGGACGGAGUGGUUUACAACGUGAUGUAUGUAGUCGAAGGUGUCGUUCUCGUUUCGACUCUCUGUUUCUUCUACCUCUGUUGUGGAUGCCACAUCUGAUCUCUUAUUUUAUUAUUUUCAUAUUCUCUCAAUUGCAUUAUUCUUUUGUAUUCAUACUUCUUCUUCAUCCUCCAUGUUUAGCUUAGUCUCAAUUCUACACAGUAAGCCUAUAAUGUUAUCUGAUGUUACUAUGUAGUUUCUAUAGAAUAAACUUUAAAUUCAUUUAA